This is a messenger RNA of Prorocentrum cordatum, 2484 nucleotides long. NCBI's taxonomy places the organism in Eukaryota, Dinophyceae, Prorocentrales, Prorocentraceae. The record is from the annotation of a GenBank genome assembly.
AUGUCUGUUCCCCCAGAUGGUGGACGCGGGGGGAUGGCGCGCUGUGGCUGGCAGUGGGCUUGCUGCAGGCGGGCGAGGUUCGAGAACGGCACUGACCGCCUCACGCUGAGAUUCGCAGAGCUGCCAAAGGAGCGGGGCUUCGCGCACGGCCGCAAGGCGGAGCUGUGCAGCAGCGUGGUGCGGAUGAUCUACGUCGUUGCGGCCUCGUGCCUCCUGACGGGCCUGGUCGAGUACAGGCUCUGGGACGACACCCAGUACCCCACGGCGGAAGCCCGGGAGCUCAGCAGAUGGCGGGUGAUCUUCCUUCUGGGCAUCUGCGUGUCCUUAAUCCUCGCCCUCGGCAUCGGGAGACUGCUGGCCCUGCGCGGCACUGUCGGCACCCUGGGGCUGGAGGUCCUCGUCGUGUCUUCGUGCAUCUGCUUCGUGAUGAUGAUGGCGACUUCCCUCCCGAAGCACUACCUGGCGCGUGCGUUCGGCUACGGCGACCCGGAGGCCGUGUGGGUCAUCAACCUGUGCGGCACCGACGGCAACGUGGUGCUCUACAUCGACUGCAUAGUCACCGCCCUGCACCUGCUGAUGCCCAUACGCUGGUUCGUCCUGGCCCCCGUGGAGGUGGCCGCCGUCCUGGCCUACUCCGUGCCCGCGCUGCUGCUCGGCAGCUCGACCCCGGCCGUGGUCCCCUCCAACAUCAUCGGGCUCCUGGUGCUCACGGUCCUCGCGGCCAUCGGGCGGCGGGGCGUCGAGCGGCAGGAGCGCGCGAUGUUCGCGGGGCUCCUCGAGGAGAAGCAGAUGCGCCUCCGGGCAGAGUUCGAGCUGUCCCAGAAGGGCGGCGGCCAGGCGGCGAGGGCGUCCCGGGCGGACGACCUGGGUUCCGAGCGGUCCGCACCGGCGUCGCUGCCGCCGACGACCAUCAGCGCAGCGCUCUUCGACACCGGCGCGGAGCGGGAGUCGUUGGCCGAGGUCCGCGCCAUUGGCGAGCGGGAGCAGUGGUUGAUCGCUGGCGGCGACGUGGAGAUCCUGACCCACAAAGUCCUCGGCGAAGGCGGCUUCGGCGUCGUCGUGUCGGGCCUGUACCACAACACUCUGGUGGCGGUGAAGGCGCCCAAAGACGACUUGGGGAUGAGCUCACGCCUGCCCGAGCUCUGCAACGAGCUGAGGAUCCUUCGCCGGAUCCGCCACCCCAACGUCGCGUUCUUCUACGGGGCGUGCUUCGACGCCGCCCUCACGAAGCUGUGCCUGGUGCUCGAGUACGUGGACGGCGCGCCCCUCGGCGCGUUCAUCCGGGGCCUGCCCCGCUGCCCCCGACGGCCCGACACGGACUGCCAGGGAGCUCCAGAUUCCGAUUUCGGCGCUUCCACGCGCUCCCCGAUCGUGGUCGACAUCCUGAACGUGCUGCGCUACCUGCACUCGAGGAGGCCCGUCGUCGUCCACGGCGACCUGAAGGAUUCCAACGUGUUCGUGGAGGAGCGGCGCAGCAGGAGCGGGCGGUGGUCCUACCACGCCAAGUUGCUAGACUUCGGCCUCCCCCGGAUCGUCACGAAGAAUGCCAAGUCUCUGGGCGGCACGCUGCGCUGGAUGGCGCCAGAGCUGUGCUCGCGCCACACAGUCCCCCCCGACGCCGCCGCCGACUGCUACUCGUUCGGGCUGCUCGCGUACUUCAUCGCCACGGGGUGCCGGCCCUUUGAGGGCAAGAGCAGGGACCAGGUGGUGAGCUCGCUGAGCCGCGGCCAGACGCCCAGCCUUGUGUGGCCCGCGCCGCUCGACGAGCUCGCACAGGCGUUGCGGCCGGUCGUGGAGCGGUGCACUCAGGAGAGGCCGACGAGGCGCCCCGCGGCGCAGCGAGUCAGCGACGAGUUGUCCGCCGUGCUGAACCAGGUUUUGGCAGGGGUGACGGAGACGGUGCUGGAGACCCUCGGCGCUAGGAGCUCCAGCGGAGAAUUCGGGAAGUCGCUGGCCGUGAGGGCCGACGCGGGCACCCCGACCAUCAGGGAGUUCCAAGAGUUCCACGGCCUGGUGGUGCUGAGGCAGGAGAGCGACGCCACCGUCGGCUCAUUCUUGCCGGGACUGGGCUCCAAGAUGCCCCUGGUGUCCUCAGCGGCUUCGCCCAACAACCCCAGCGGUGCGAAGGAGCCUCUGACCUACCCGGAGUACAAGCCUACGCCGUUGAGCACGCAGAGCCUCUCCACGGUGGCGGGCCUGAUGAUGCAGUGGAACGCUCCAGUGCCUGGAGGUUUCUGCUGCUGGUUGCACGGCGCAUUGAAUUCUUUGGACAAGGUGCGGAAUGAGCUCAGCCGCAGGCCGUGCAACCAGAGGCAGGAUAUCACGGCCUGCGGCCAGUGCGACGACUGCGGGCUACUGCUGAUUGAAGGCCAGUCAUCCUGCGAGUUCUGCGAGGACCAAUCUUCCCGCGAUGCUUACAUGUCCGACUGUGCGGCCGCCUGCCCGGAUGAUAUCACGAACUCGGAAGAAGUACUUUCUGUCUGA